Messenger RNA from Lycium barbarum (goji berry), 1680 nucleotides. Its product is annotated as F-box/kelch-repeat protein At3g23880-like. Lineage: Eukaryota; Viridiplantae; Streptophyta; Magnoliopsida; Solanales; Solanaceae. The transcript has a single exon. The coding region runs from base 31 to 957 and encodes 308 amino acids. Gene Ontology annotation, molecular function: protein binding. The record is from RefSeq and is a predicted model, not a curated record.
CUAAAGCACUUUCCUUGUCCUAUCUAGGCCAUGGGAAUCCAAUUCGAUCAGGACAUAAUUGUGGAGAUCCUCAGCAGGUUACCCAUGCAGUAUCUUGUUCAAUUCAAAUGUGUUUCGAAAUUGUGGAAGACAUUAAUCUCUGAUCCUUACUUUAAGAUGAAGCAUCUCAAUCAUGCCAAGAAUGAUCGAUAUUCCCAAAAACUUCUUAUUUACGAACGUUCUCUUAAGAGUGGUGCGCCUUCCAUGUAUUGCUGUCCUUUAUCAUCGGUUCAACUGGUUGAGAAAGUACAAAAACUUGAUUGCCCUGCAAUUUCUAGAAGCACAGUCUAUUGUUCUUGCAAUGGCUUGAUUAUUAUCCAUGUUAUUGAUAGUAUUAAUGAAUGCUCCAUAAUUAUGCUAUGGAACCCCUCCACAAGAGAAUCAGUAGUACUUCCAGAUCCAGAAUUUUCACUGGUGGUAGGUUCUUGUUUGGGAUUGGGUUAUGACUCAACUAGUGGUGACUAUAAGAUCCUUAAAAUUUGCAAUGGCAAAGAUAGUAGUGAAGUACCUGGUGAAAUUCUGGAGUUGAAAAGUGGUUCCUGGAGAAAUAUUGAUAAACAUCCUCGUGGAAUUUGCAAUAAGGUGUCUGGUAUGGGUUCCGCUUUGGCAUUUGUAAACGACGCAUUUCAUUGGAUCGGUAAGUCUAGAAAUCAUUUUGAGGUUUCAAGAACUUAUUCUCUGGUUUCAUUUAGUAUUUCAAAUGAAGUGUACGGAGAGACACCGUUGCCAGAGGAAGUAUUAUGCUUGAAGGGCGACUUCUAUGUUGGCGUUUCAGUAUUGGAUGGAAUGCUUUGUGUUCAUUCUACUUUUCCUAAGUGUACUUUUAAGUUAUGGGUAUUGAAAGACUAUGGUGUCAAGGAAUCUUGGAAUGCAUUCUAUAGACGAUCCUUGCAUUUUUCAAGCCAUACCAAAAUAUAGGUUUGCCAACGGUGAAGUGCUAUUUUGAUGCAUACAUUAUCAGUACAGUUGGCCGUAUUCAUUGAGGACAUCCAGAAGACAAUUUAGAUUAUGUCGUACCUUGAGGAUGGAUUUGCUUUUACAGAAAGGUUGAUCUCUCCAAAAUCACUUAUUUAGUGUUUGCUUAUGUAUGAUCGAGGAACUUUUUUUCUUUUUUUCAGUUACCAUGUUACAACCUCUUUAUUAGUUUAUCUAUUGCUCACCAGUUUUUAAGUUUCAAAAUUUAUUACCAAAACUGUCAGUUUGCUUAUUUCAGUUUCUCGGAGUAUCAACUUCAUUGCUAAGAAAGAAGUGGUUAACCCCAUCUUCUCCUUUACUUAUUAUAUACGGUAAAAACCGGAUGUGAGCCAAACCAGUGGAACGGGAACCGGAGGAAGGAACAAUGAUGCGCCCGAGGCUACUCGCCCUUGACCGAAACAGUGCCUGGGCCGAAGCUGAGCAAGGGCACCGACUGAUCUGCCCUCUGUAUCGUUGAAACGGCCAAGCCCGAGGACUCGGGCUUUCAUGGCCGUUGGUCCGCAUGACCGUUGGCCCGGGUGACCGUUUGUCCGUGUGGCCGUUGCAAACGGGUCACGCGCCAGUAACGUCUAGUCAUGGUCAACUACCUACCAUGCGUGUGUCAGACGGCGCCGUCAGUCUAAUCCCACCAAAUCCGUGCAGAGCAGUCCUUUUUAUUAUUAUUUU